AUAAAUUAUCACUGGACUCAAAACGGGAGUCCUAGUACAAAAGACACGUACUUGACAUCACUAAAACACUGCAUACCCACAUGAUGCCCUCUCUCCACAAAACUGAUCCCUGCUGAGCAGUAACUAUUAACCACCCACUGCCUGGUAAGUCCUUAUGCUAAGCACCAUGAAUACAAGGGCAAGAGCAGGAUUUUUGGUUGCACAGCUGGUGUUUCAGGCACCCAUCCUGCCAGGGAACCUCACAGAAGUGCCCCGUGUCACCCGAGUAUGCAGAACCCAAGCCCCCAAGCCAUUUUCCCCAUGCCAUCCUAAUGGCGCCCUCAGCCUUGAUGGGAGAAGCCACGAUGUUCCUGCCCACCACCUCUUAGUGGCGACAGGAACCUGCCCGCUCACUCACUGCGUGCCCAUUGGCUGGACAGUGGUAGAGGCGGGCCCUGACAUGCGCAUGCCCAGAGGGAGGAGCCAGAGGGGCACCUGCCAGCUCCUUGGGUGCCUGCGGUGUCCCUGGCUUUCCUGAGGGGGGCUCACUAACGGCUGGGUCCCGUCCCGCGGAGGCUGAGGAGAAGCAGGAGGCGAGUCCCUGAGGAGACGCUGUGACCUGAGGGCUUCCCUUACUGAGGAGGCCUCGUGCUUCAUCUGUCACAAGCGGUGUCCAGGCCGGUGGUGACAACAGAGGCAAUGCUCAGGCUUCUGAGACGUGCUUUGGCCUUCUUCCAUAGUACAGCCCACCCCACAGAGCAGCAGCGCCCACAGCAGCAGGGCCCACAGGAGCAGGGCCCACAGCAGCAGGGCCCACAGCAGCAGGACCCACAGCAGCAGGACCCACAGGAGCAGGGCCCACAGGAGCAGGGCCCACAGGAGCAGGGCCCACAGCAGCAGGGGCUCCCAGAAGGUGACACCCAGUUGACAACUGUGCAGGGAGUUGUCACAAGUUUCUGUGGUGAUUAUGGCGUGAUUGAUGAGUUGAUCUACUUCAGUAGUGAUGUUGUGACUGGCAACGUGCCUCUAAAAGUUGGACAAAAAGUUAAUGUGGUUGUGGAAGAAGAUAAAAUACUUUAUGGAUUGAGAGCAAUCAAGGUGGAUGUUGUGCCUCACCCUCUUAACGAUGAUGGACACUCAGACUCAAAAAUCAGAGUUUUAAAUGGAUGUGUUACUUCUAUAAGUGAAGAUACUGUUUAUAUUAAUAACAUCAUUUAUUUCCCUAUGGACAUUGUUUCUGAAGAUUUUGUGCCUUAUAAGGGCGACUGGUUAAAAGUUGAAUAUUCCACUGAACCAGGCUUCUCAAACUUCAAGGCAAGCUCUGUGAAGCCCACCCGUUGUAUUCAUGCGGAAGAGGUCUGCAUUACUAGCGUACAUGGAAGAAAUGGGGUGAUAGAUUAUACUAUUUUUUUCACCUUGGAUUCUGUGAAACUUCCUGAUGGAUACGUACCUCAAGUAGAUGAUAUCGUCAAUGUGGUCAUGGUGGAGAGCAUUCAGUUCUGCUUUAAGUGGAGAGCGGUUUCUAUCACCCCAGUACAAAAAUCAUGACAAAACAUUUUUAUUCUGUUUAUAUUUCCUUUUAUGAGCAGUAAAGGGGCUGGUUUAACUGAAAAGGUUAGCUUAGUAAGCCUAAAUAGUAUUUUACAUAUGACUUUUCUGGCAAAUCUAAUUGAGUUACUGGCUAGUUCAAUUGGACCAUGAACCCAGCUUAGGGAAGUGCCUUAACAAUUAAAAGCAUGCUAAAUUAGCUUGCUAGUCACUGGAGGAAAGGAGUUCUUAAUUAAAAUGAACACUGCCAUUAAAUUUGAAUUCCAUAUUUCCUAUUAGCAGCAGCAGAUUCCAGGAUGACAGAGACCUAGGACGGCCCUAAAGGGAACAUCAGAGCCAAAGCAUUUAACAGAAAAGUCAUCAGGGACAGCAUGUUAAAGGCAUGAUUUAAAGUUACACUUCAGUUUUGAGUCCCCCUUAUGCUGUCUGUACAACCUGUAUUGUUCCAUAGCCUCUUUCAUCUUCUGUCAUUCACAUAAUUUGCAAUGUUUAUUAUUCCUUAUGUUCCUUCUUCUCCAUGCUAGAAUGUAAACUCCACAAUGGCAGGAUGUCUUUUGGUCGGUUUUGUUUUUCUUUCUUUUUUUUUUCUUUCAUUAAAGCAUCAUCAGCCCUUAGAGGAAGGCGUGACAGACUCACUGAGCAGAUAAAAUGUUAUUAAGUUCAAUGACUGAAUGAUAUUUAGCUGUGGUUCAUUCAUCACUGGUUCCUUAGGAAUAAAAUUGUUGAGCAAUGCAUUAAGAC
Molecule: messenger RNA, 2268 nt
Organism: Pan troglodytes (chimpanzee)
Lineage: Eukaryota; Metazoa; Chordata; Mammalia; Primates; Hominidae
Product: cancer/testis antigen 55-like
Exons: 5
Coding region: 679-1527 (282 amino acids)
Source: RefSeq, a predicted model, not a curated record